Messenger RNA from Pollicipes pollicipes, 1971 nucleotides. RefSeq lists its product as uncharacterized. Bases 47 to 1678 code for a protein of 543 amino acids. The record is from RefSeq and is a predicted model, not a curated record. The transcript is spliced from 3 exons. Lineage: Eukaryota; Metazoa; Arthropoda; Thecostraca; Pollicipedomorpha; Pollicipedidae.
CGCCGAGUGACCACGAGUGGACGUCUCCACUACCCAGCGCGUCAGGAUGCGUCGUUCCCUUGCGGUUCUGGUAGGCCUGCUGGCCGUAAGUCAAGCCCAAAAGGACGGCUACGGCUACGGCAACAAAGUCCCUUCCGCCGGCUCCGGUCUGCUGAACCUUUUCAGCAGCGGCGGUUGCGACAGCGCCACCGGCAUCGGCUGUGGCGGAAGUAACAUCAUCAGCGGUGGCAUCGUUAGCAGUGGCUGCGACACCUCCACCGGCAUCGGCUGUGGCGGAAGUGACGUCAUUAGCGGUGGCAUCGUCGGCGGUGGCUGCGAUACCUCCACCGGCAUCGGCUGUGGCGCAAGUAACGUCAUUAGCGGUGGCAUCGUCGGCGGUGGCUGCGACACCUCCACCGGCGUCGGCUGUGCCGGAAGUGACGUCAUUAGCGGUGGCAUCGUCGGCGGUGGCUGCGACACCUCCACCGGCAUCGGCUGUGGCGGAGGUGACGUCAUUAGCGGUGGCAUCGUCGGCGGCGGCGUUGGCGGCGGUGGAAACGUUGCCUGCCCUGGCCCCCGUGUGGUCUUCGUGCCGCGCGUGCAGACCCAAAUCCAGCAGGUAGUUAGCACGCAGAACGUGCCGCAGAUCCGUACGCAGUUCGUCACGCGCACCUCCCGUGUGACCUCGUUCGUUACACGCACGGUGGUCCAGACCAACGUACAGACAAGAACCGUCUUCAACACGCGCACACAGACGCAGUUCGUCACGCAGCAGGUGGUCUCCACCGUGCGGCUGCCGGACACCGUCAACACGCGCUUCGAGACGCGAUUCCGCACAGAGGUGCAGACUCGGUUCACCACCAGAACGGUGGUGGUGACGAGCCAGGUGGUGCAGACGAGCUUCAGCACCGUCCUCUCGACGCGUGUGGUGCAGACCACCGUGCGGGUGCCGCAGGUGUCGCGGCGCACCACGGUGCUGCGAGUGCCGGGACCGGCGCAGACGCAAGUCCGAACAGUGUUCACCACUCGCGAGGUCAUCAGCUACCGGAACGCGGCGCCCCAGACCAUUGUCAGGACACGCACCAACGUACAGACCCAGGUGGUGACGCAGCCCAUCCAGCAGCCUGACCAGACCGUCACCGUCACCAGCGUCAGCGUGGUGCCCGUCACUUCGGUGGUGCUCGUCACCCGCUUCGUGCCCCAGGUGUCGACCGUCACGCGCACGGUCGCCAACACGGUCACGCGCACGCAGUUCACCACCCAGAUCGUGCCGGUGCAGUCGACUGUGGUACGGGAGGUGCUGCGCACGCGGUUCAACACCGACUUCGUCACCAACACGCAGCAGGUGGUGAAGACCCGGGUCCAGGAGCGCGUGGAGACGGUGCGUCUGCCGUCACCGCCGCAGACGGUGGUGCGCCAGCAGCAGGUCGAUGUCGUGUCGACGGUGCGCGGUGCCGACACCUUCAACACACGGUUCGUCACCGUGAACCGGCCGCGUGAGGUGGUCACCACACGUGUCGUGCAGCAGGUCCAGCAGCAGGAGCGGUUGGUGACGAAGAUUAAGCCCGGUGGGUACUGCGGCGGACAAAGCGGACAAAGCGGACACAGCGGACACGGCGGACACGGCGGUCCUGGCGGAUAUGGUGGAUAUCGGGGAUACGGAAGUCAUGGUGGCUACGGCUACCAUAGGAGGUACUGAGCCGUUGCCAGCUUGAUCAGGGAAGGCUACCGACGGUGUGAGUUGGGAAGGGUCAGACAUUUGAAAUUGGGAGGUUCAAACUUCGUUGCACACGCUGUAUGUACAGUGACUGGUGUCGCGUUGUGGGUUGAUACGAAAUCCCCUUCAAAGAUUGCUUCCACAGAUACUCGAAUGUAUCGCAAAACUGAAGAGAGCAUUGCUCACGUGUGCCCUUGAAAACCAUGUAAUACAUACGAUAACAUCAGAGCUAUCUGUGUGGUAGCAAAAGCAGCGACAGGAAAUUAAACAAGUGA